AUGGCUACUCGCAAGUUCGCGGAUUCAACGCGGUACCAUCUCAGCCCUAAGGGCUUUUGGAAGAAGUUCAGGGAUGCCGUUGUCAUAAAUCCCGAGAUAUCUAGUGGUCUCCCGUUGCCCGGUGUGUUCAGAUAUCCUCCUCCAGGAUCGAGACCAGAGGUGUACGCUACACCGGCUACCAAGGCGUCCGACCCUGCACAAAACCCAUACUGGAAGCGUGAUGUCCGACGCGUUUACCCUCAGCUGUCCGUUGUGACACAGACAGAACUCUCCUCCCUUCUCAUUCAACACUCUCAGGCUCCAGCUGUUGCUGCACCCGCUGAAGGAGAAGCCGCCGAUGGAUCUUCUGUGCCCGCGACCGCGCCAGAGCCGAUAGAGCUGACUGCUGCAAUCGCCAAGGUCUCUUCCGCCGGGAAACUGUUCUCGGAGUCCAAGUUGCCUCCGACACUCCCUGUUUCCAGCAAGCGCUGGAUACCUGAACGUGUUGACGAUGCUCCGCAUGAUCCUAGCGCAUAUUUCCCCAUGUUGCUGUACAAGUAG
Messenger RNA from Laetiporus sulphureus 93-53, 540 nucleotides. RefSeq names its product NADH dehydrogenase 21 kDa subunit. The record is from RefSeq and is a predicted model, not a curated record. NCBI's taxonomy places the organism in Eukaryota, Fungi, Basidiomycota, Agaricomycetes, Polyporales, Laetiporaceae. The transcript is spliced from 4 exons. Bases 1 to 540 code for a protein of 179 amino acids.